Molecule: messenger RNA, 1516 nt
Organism: Antrostomus carolinensis (chuck-will's-widow)
Lineage: Eukaryota; Metazoa; Chordata; Aves; Caprimulgiformes; Caprimulgidae
Gene: BANK1
Product: B cell scaffold protein with ankyrin repeats 1
Exons: 10
Biological process (GO): negative regulation of B cell activation; B cell activation; negative regulation of phosphatidylinositol 3-kinase/protein kinase B signal transduction
Molecular function (GO): protein tyrosine kinase binding; signaling receptor binding
Source: RefSeq, a predicted model, not a curated record
AUGAAACUGGAUGGUCUCUGUGACCUCAUUGGUCACAACUACUUUAGUCUAAAGGCAAAAGGCCCUUUUGACUUUAAUCACCAGACUAGCUCUGGCAUUAACUUGUCAGAUGUCAGGGGAGCAUCAGAAAAAACAGACCUCAGUUUUACAACAGAAGUACUUUCUGAAACAUUAGAAACUAAUGAGCAGUCAAUAUUGGUGCUUCCAGGAAGAAUAUCCUGUGAGAACCCUGGUGAAAUAUUCAUUUUGUUGAAAGACGAAAUAGAUGAUGAAACUUUAGAAAUUGAAUUCAUAGCAGAUAAUCAACGAAUUAGGACAAAGCCAGGCUCUUGGAAUAAGAAGGUCAAAUACAUGAAAGCCUUAGAUUUUCCUGCUGGCCCUGUUUAUGUAAAUGUCUACUGUGGGGGAGUCAUUAAGACCACAGCGCACAUCGAGUACUAUACUGCACUAGAGGAAAUUGAGCACAUUUUUAAGAAAGUGGCUGACCCAAUAGCUCUCACUUGUCAGGCUUUUAAAUUUUCUUCUGUAGAGAAGCUGGACAAUGUUCUGACUUUGUUAUUGAAAAGCAAAAUGUCUGCUUAUGAACUUGGUCCCUUCCAAAGUGAAGAAGAGCACCAUCAACAAGCUAAUAGCCAUUUGGAAGAAUUUCCUACUCUCCUUCACUGUGCGGCCAGAUUUGGGUUAAAGAACCUUGCAGCAUUUCUACUUAAUAGUCCUGAGGCCACACGGGCUUGCAAAAUAACCAACAAAUAUGGAGAUGAUCCAGCAAGUAUCGCUGAGAAGCACGGGCACAGGGAACUAAGAAAAUUAAUCAAAGAAUUGUCAAACUGUACUGCAGAUAAUUUCACCAGUUGCAAAGAGGAAGCUGAAGAUGAUGACACGUAUGUGCUUAUGUUGGGCUCAGAAACUCAACCAGCCGUGACCAAGCAGAACCCAGGAGAUCAAUAUGGAAUUGGAUCAAGAUGCCAACAAGAGACUGAGGUGGAUGAGGAAAAGAAUGAUGUAGAAGGCAGCAGAGAGGAGACAGAACAUGAAGAUCAUGAAGAGGAAGCUUCAAGCAGCUUCGACAACAGUCCUGACAAUUUGUAUGCCAGCAUACCUGAAGAUCUUGAAGAGAACAGAAGAGACUGCUUUCUCUGUAAGAGGCCACCACCUCCUCCCCCUCGAAAUCUGCCUGGCGUCCUAAGACAGGACGAUCUGCACAGUUUAUCUGAAGAAUUCCUCGCUUUUUCAGAGAGGAAUUUUAUGGAGGACAGAAGUGAAAGAGAACAUGGUGACGGACUCAUAACAGCAUGCUGCAGAGAAGACCAAGAUACAUGCAAGGGAGAUGGUGAGGAGGAACACCCAUACGCUUUUGCAAAAUUGGAUGAAUGUGUGUAUGAAUUCAUACUGACUGAGAAUGAGGAGGAGAAGAGGAAAGAAUGCAGAUCUUUUAUCAUGAACAGGCCACCAGCUCCUGCCCCUCGUCCCAUGUCUUCACCAGUCAGAGAGGAGAACACUCCCUAUAUAGUACAAG